Messenger RNA from Bicyclus anynana (squinting bush brown), 4025 nucleotides. RefSeq names its product ferrochelatase, mitochondrial (gene FeCH). Gene Ontology annotation, biological process: heme biosynthetic process. Gene Ontology annotation, molecular function: protoporphyrin ferrochelatase activity. The transcript has 10 exons. NCBI's taxonomy places the organism in Eukaryota, Metazoa, Arthropoda, Insecta, Lepidoptera, Nymphalidae. The record is from RefSeq and is a predicted model, not a curated record. The coding region runs from base 253 to 1443 and encodes 396 amino acids.
GUAUGUCAAAAUUCCUGCAAUAUGCAAUUUUGGAUUUUGUGAAAGUCAAAUUUUUGGCUUUGGAUUUUGGGCUCUUUGUAUGUAAUUUCAAUAAAAAAUAUUUUUAUUUCACAUUAUUGACUCAAUUAAUGUGAAUAACUUUUAAAUUUACCAACUUAUUCAGUGUCAUUUUCGUAUUAUUAUAAUUUCAUAACUUCGUUAAGUUUCAAACUUAAAAACCACAUAAAAAUUCAACAGAGAAAUCAGGCGAAAAUGUUCAAUUCCAUGUUUUGUCCAAAGACAAUGCUAAAUCAAUUGUCCAGCACAAUGAGGAGUGUGAGCCAGAAUGUAAAGAAACCCAAAACUGCUAUCCUCAUGCUGAAUAUGGGUGGACCAAAGACUACAGACCAGGUUGCAGAUUACCUCCUCCGAAUAAUGACGGACAGGGAUAUGAUCCAGCUGCCCGUACAGAGCAAACUGGGGCCGUGGAUAGCCAACCGCCGGACUGAGGAGGUUAAGAAGAAGUACCAGGAGAUAGGCGGAGGUUCCCCUAUAUAUAAGUGGACGGAUUUGCAAGGAAAUCUGUUAACAAAAGCGUUAGAUCAAAUGUUGCCGGAGUCAGCUCCACAUAAACACUACAUAGCUUUCAGAUAUGUGCCUCCUUUCACUGAUGAAGUUCUGGCUGAGUUGGAGAAAGAUGGCGUGGAACGAGCAGUGAUAUUUUCUCAGUACCCACAGUAUAGUUGUGCUACCACUGGCUCGAGUUUGAACGCCAUUGCAGACUUCUAUAGAAAUAGGAAGCUCCCCAACAUAAGGUUCAGUCUGAUAGAGCGAUGGGCCACGAACAAGCUGCUGGCACAAGUGUUUGCGGAGAGGAUCAAGGAAAAGCUGGAACUCUUCGACAGGAAGGUCAGAGACCAGGUGCUGAUCAUGUUCACAGCGCACAGCUUGCCUCUCAAGGCGGUGUCCCGUGGCGACACGUAUCCCCACGAAGUGGCCGCGUCUGUGGCCGCCACUAUGGCAGCGCUGGCAUUGCGCAACCCUCACCGGCUGGUGUGGCAGAGCAAGGUGGGCCCCCUGCCGUGGCUGCAGCCAUACACCGACGACGCUAUCAAGGCAUACGCGAAGCAAGGCUGUAAGCACAUGAUAUUAGUGCCCAUAGCGUUUGUGAACGAACACAUAGAAACUUUACAUGAAUUGGACAUUGAAUACUGCGAUGAAGUAGCCAAAGAGGCGGGUGUGACUCAAAUAGAAAGAGCAGCGGCUCCAAACGAUCACCCAACAUUCAUAGCGGCUAUGGCUGACGUGGUGGCCCAACACCUCACCGCUGGGCCCAGAGUGUCCAGACAAUAUCUCUCCAGAUGUGCGCACUGCGUGAGCCAAAGGUGCAAAUCAUCGAAGGAGUUCUACAAGACUUUGUGCAACUUUGAUAACGAGCCAGAAAUGGCAGUUACAAAAAUAUGAUAACACGAAUAUAUCUGUAAUACGCUCAAAUUUCAAAAUAUAAUUAAGCUUGCGAUGGUUAGAUAUACCUCACAUGACAUGAUUUCUCAUUACAUGAUUUCAUGUGACAUGAUUUCUCAUGACAUGAUUUUACAUGACAUGAUUUCACAUUACAUGAUUUCACAUGACAUGAUCAUACAUGUCAUGAUUUCAUAUCACAUGUGACAUGAUUUGCUGUACAUGAUUUCUCAUGACAUGAUUUCACGUGACAUGAUUUCUCAUGACAUGAUAUUACGUGACAUUAUUUCACGUGACAUGAUUUCUCAUGACAUGAUUUUAAAUGUCAUGAUUUCCACAUGCCAUGAUUUGACAAUACAUGAUUUCAUGUGACAUGAUUUCACGUGACAUGAUUUCUCAUGACAUGAUUUCUCAUGACAUGAUUUCAUGUGACAUGAUUUCUCAUGACAUGAUAUCACGUGACAUGAUUUUUCAUGACAUGAUUUCACAUGUCAUGUUUCACGUGACAUGAUUUCUCAUGACAUGAUUUUACAUGACAUGAUUUCACAUUACAUGAUUUCACAUGACAUGAUCAUACAUGUCAUGAUUUCAUAUCACAUGUGACAUGAUUUGCUGUACAUGAUUUCUCAUGACAUGAUUUCACAUGACAUUAUAUCACGUGACAUGAUUUCACAUAACAUGAUUUCUCAUAACCUCAUUUCACGAUAUGAUUUUAUCAUAUCAUAUCACGUGACAUGAUUUCACAUGAUAUCAAAACAAAUCAUGUCACAUGAUAUCGUGAUAGCCCAGUGGAUAUGACCUCUGCCUUUGAUUCGGAGGGCGUAGGUUUGAAUCCGGUCCGUGGCAUGCACCUUUAACUUUUCAGUUGUGUGCAUUUUAAGAAAUUAAAUAUCACGUGUCUCAAAUGGUGAAAUAAAACAUCAUGAGGAAACCUGCAUACCAGAGAAUUAUCUUAAUUCUCUGCGUGUGUGAAGUCUGCCAAUCCGCAUUGGGCCAGCGUGGUGGACUAUUGGCCUAACCCCAUUCUGAGAGACUCGUGCUACUGUUGAGCACGAGUCUCUCAGAAUGGAGUCAGGCCAAUGAUUGACCCGACGUGGGAUUGGAACCCACGACCUCCCGAUAGUAAAGUGAGACAAUCUUGCCUGAGCCAAUACUUUUUACUAGGAUUUUUACUAGGUAUUCUUUAGUUGUUACAAAUAUUUGCAUUUACGUAUUUAAUUUAAUGUAUAUGUAAAUAAAUGAAAAUCUCAAUUUAUAGAAAUAUCUGAACUAAUGUCGGUUAUAUAGUAGACUGCAAUUAAACAUUAUUUAUCUAUGUCUACACUUAUAAUAAAUCUGUAGAGAGGUCGAUUCUGUACAUGAAAUAUAUUUCCAAAAUAACUAUCAGGGGGUGAUUGGUGAUCGAUACUGAUGCCAAAAAUGCAAUCAGUAAAAUUUUUGUCUGUCUGUCUGUAUGUUCGUUAUAGAAACAAAAAGUACUCGACGGAUUUUAACGAAACUUGGUACAAUUAUUCUUCAUAGUCCUGGGCAGGUUAUAGUAUUCUUUUCAUCACGCUACGAUCAAUAGGAGCAGAGCAGUGAAGGGAAAUGUUAUUUUAUUUAUUUAUUUAUUUUAUUUUAUUUUUUUUUAUUUAUUUUAUUAGGAUAACCAACAGCUAUUACAAUUUCACAUGUUAAAGAUUUACAUUGAAAUAAAUAUAUGAGUAGUUAUUGCACAGCUAAUUAUAGGUUAACACAGCGUACACAAAUUAAUAUUAUGUCAAUACUACAGUUGUCAGAAAUGAAUGAAUGUCAAAUUACACAAUACAAAUUAAUAUGCAACAAAUGUCAGACUACAACAAACUAAAAGCAAUAAAAUUAAAAAACAAGUCACAUAAAAUUGAAUAUAAAAAACAAAAAAAAAACAAUUACAUUAUUAAAGAUUACAAUACAAUUACAAUUAAAAUAUUAUGUUAUUACUAUUAUUACAUGUCAUUAUUAGUCAAUUAUUAAUUAAAAGUCAAUUAUUACUGGAUGUCAAAUAAUAUUAAGUAUUGGUUUUUAAUACAUUCGUUACUAAGCGCUUAUAAUUGUUGAGAUUAUUGUGGAAUAAAUCUAUAUCCUUUUGAUGUUUCACACACUCAUUGAAUAAGUCCGAUACCCGAGGAAUGGGAGAAAAUUUGCCUAAUUUUGUUCUGUAGGUCUUAUGAUACAACAAAUUACAAGGGUAUCGAGGCCUACUUGAGCGCGGUGCUCUAAUCGAAAAUCUUUGAAUCAUAUCAGAACAGUCAACUUGAUGGUUGAGGAAAUGAGGACCGGGAAAUGUUGGGAAAACGGGAGAAGUUACUCCAUUUUUACAGCGAUACUACCAGAAGGACCGGAUUAAAGAGGUCUAAGGGCGGACGAAGUCGCGGGUGUCCGCUAGUUAAAAAUAAAGAAAACAUUUAUUAUAAACCUUUCUACUUAGAUUGCAUUCUACUUAGAUGCUGACUUGGUUCAGAUAUUGAUUUAGGUAUCAUACCUGCCAGUUUUGUAUGUAAGUUUUUUAUUAUUACAAUAUUAUUUGUUAUAUUGUGUUGGUGUAAUAAAUGGUUGAUUUAUGGUUA